Molecule: messenger RNA, 192 nt
Organism: Mytilinidion resinicola
Lineage: Eukaryota; Fungi; Ascomycota; Dothideomycetes; Mytilinidiales; Mytilinidiaceae
Product: heat shock protein DnaJ
Exons: 1
Source: RefSeq, a predicted model, not a curated record
UACGAGGCCCUUGGUAUUGCUUCGACUGCGACAACGACACAAAUCAUCAAGGCUUAUCGCAAGAAGGCCUUAACCUGCCACCCAGACAAGGUUACGCCAGAGCUCCAGGAGGCUGCCGCCCGGAUGUUCAAGAUCAUAUCAGAGGCGUAUGACAUCCUCAAAGACGAUGCCCGACGAGCAGACUACGACCGC